AUGUUCAAUAAUUGUGUCCUUUCAAUUUUAAGUUUAACUGCAAUUAUUGCUCCAAUUUUCGCACAAGAUGUUUCGGUAUCAGUUUCUUGUGAUGAAAUCCCAACUGGUUCUUUGGAAACUACACCAUAUUCUACUACAGUUAGAAAUGUUGUUCACAACGGAGUUACUGAACAAAUGUUAUUCGAAUAUUAUAAAUCUGUGACCUAUGUUGAGGAUUGUAACCCAACUUCAUUGACGACAACCGCCAGUGCGUCUGCUACAACUAUUACUAUUUUCUAA
Molecule: messenger RNA, 279 nt
Organism: Maudiozyma barnettii
Lineage: Eukaryota; Fungi; Ascomycota; Saccharomycetes; Saccharomycetales; Saccharomycetaceae
Gene: AGA2
Product: Aga2p
Exons: 1
Coding region: 1-279 (92 amino acids)
Biological process (GO): agglutination involved in conjugation with cellular fusion
Cellular component (GO): fungal-type cell wall
Molecular function (GO): cell adhesion molecule binding
Source: RefSeq, a predicted model, not a curated record